Molecule: messenger RNA, 1059 nt
Organism: Brassicogethes aeneus
Lineage: Eukaryota; Metazoa; Arthropoda; Insecta; Coleoptera; Nitidulidae
Source: the annotation of a GenBank genome assembly
AUGGCUGCAAUUGAGCUGAUGGGAAUAAAAACAGACUCAUGGGGUCCAAUAAUAAGCUGUUUGAUCUCGAAAAAAUGGGAUGCUGAAACAAACAGGUUAUAUGAGUCUUCUAUCAAGGAUCCGUUGGUAAUUCAAUGUUUAGAAGAUCAAAUCAACUUUUUGCGAAACCGUUUUCAAUCCUUAGAGGCAACACCCAACAGUCCCAGAUUGACGGCGACAAAUGCAGCACAGAACAAGAGGCAUAAGAUCGUGUGCAGUUUUUGCCAAGACCAACAUACGAUAAGUUAUUGCCCAAAGUUCAGGGGCCUGUCAGGGACAGCACGGAGCCAGGCAAUAAGAGAAAAAAAUUUGUGCAAUAAUUGCCUAUGGCAUGAUGCAGCUGCAAAAUGCACAUCAGAAAGAAGAUGUGCAGUGUGCUCGAGACGUCAUCAUACGCUCUUGCACUUUGAAAAGACGGAACACAAAACCCAAUCAAAGAGUCCAAUAGUACUACUAGCAAACGCCCUCAUUAAAGCCACAACAGUGAGUGGAGGUGUGGAGUAUGCACGAGUACUCAUCGAUCAAGGCUCUCAAGCAUUCUUGAUCACGGAAGAAGCAGCAACCCUAUUAGCCCUUCCAAGGCAAAAGGUAUCCACAGACCUAUCAGGUGUUGGAGAUGGGGACAUAAAAACGUCAAGCCAACAAGUGACACUUACUUGUAGCCCAAGAUUCCCGAGUACAUUUAAGCUGACAACAAAUCUCCUAGUGCUACCCAAACUAACAAGGACACUGCCUGAAAAAAGUUUUGAUAUAGACAUGGAACAAUGGCAGAACAAAGUAUUGGCUGACCCAACGUUAGGGUGGUCCAGAAACGAAUUAAAAAAGUGAAGUUGUAAAUAGACUUAUUCUCACCCUCUAAUUUUUUUAUAUAAAGUAAAAAAAGUUAUUUUAGAAAAUUUGAACCCUCUAGCUUAAUUAGAAGGGAGUGCUCACAGCUAUGAUAGAAUGAAUCUGAAGACAAUAUAUCCACAUGAAAAUCAUGGUCCAGAACUCUUAGUAGCAUAAAUUGCAGCUUUUUUG